Cuscuta europaea is the source of this 1252-nucleotide messenger RNA. Lineage: Eukaryota; Viridiplantae; Streptophyta; Magnoliopsida; Solanales; Convolvulaceae. The record is from the annotation of a GenBank genome assembly.
UUCACGGUGAAUAAAACAGAAACAGGUAGAAAAGACAUACAAAUGGAUUCAAGGGCGGUGCUUUUCUGUACUGUUUUAAUAUUAAUUUUAAGUCUGGUCGUCGACGCUGCUGUAACGGUCAGGGUAUUCAACGUCCUCUCUUAUGGUGCAAAACCAGAUGGAAAGACUGACAAUAGUCAGGCAUUUUUGAGUGCUUGGGAUGAUGCAUGUAACUGGAAGGGUAAAGCAACCGUAUGGGUCCCACAAGGGACAUACAUGGUUCGAGCCGUUAAAUUUAUUGGAUGGUGCGAGGGUCCCGUGACCUUCAAAAUCCAAGGCCUGCUUAAGGCUCCAACGGACCCUUCGUUGUUCAUGGGGGACACGUGGCUCGACUUCCGUUACAUUAAAGGCUUGGUGCUGGAAGGGGGAGGGACUUUGGACGGCCAGGGGGCAUGUGCUUGGCCCUACGAUGAUUGUAGCAAAAAUCCCCACUGCCCUAAACUUCCCGCUACGGUGGGGUUCCAAUUCGUGAGCAACGCCAUGGUGCAGAAUAUCCAUUCAAUCGAUAGUAAGAACAUCCAUUUCGACGUCUUUGCUUGCAAUGACAUGGUGUUUAAUGGCGUGACCCUAACCGCCCCGGGCGAUAGCCCGAACACCGAUGGCAUCCACAUUGGGUUAUCAAAAAACAUCCGCAUCUCUCGGUCGGUCAUCGGCACCGGGGACGAUUGCAUAUCCAUGGUCUCGGGCUGCCAGAACAUUAGUGUCGACAAUGUGUCAUGCGGUCCGGGUCACGGUAUUAGUAUUGGAAGUCUAGGGAAAUCCAAAAAUGAAUUUGUGAGUGAUAUACAUAUCAAGAAUUGUAGCUUUUCGGAUACCCAAAAUGGAGUAAGGAUCAAGACUUGGGCGCCCUCAUAUCUGAGUAAAGUCAGCAAUGUUAUUUUCGAGGAUGUUGUGAUGACAAAUGUCAAUAAUCCUAUAUUCAUUGACCAGCAAUAUUGUCCUGUUCCUCCUUGUAGCCCUCAGAGCACAUCAUCGGUUGAAAUAAGGAACGUGACGUUCAAAAAAAUAAGGGGGACAUCGAGUUCAAGGGCAGCGGUCACUUUGAAUUGCAGUCCAACGCACCCCUGCCAAGAUGUCAAACUUGUAGACAUCAAUUUGGUCUACAAUGGUCGUGAUGGGUCCGCCACUUCCUUCUGUUCCAAUGUUCACGGAGAUGCCGUUGGCAAACAACUCCCUCCGGGUUGUCUUCGCUGAUCCGUUAGCUUCAUUACUG